Messenger RNA from Mytilus trossulus (common blue mussel), 420 nucleotides. Its product is annotated as low-density lipoprotein receptor-related protein-like. The record is from RefSeq and is a predicted model, not a curated record. Lineage: Eukaryota; Metazoa; Mollusca; Bivalvia; Mytilida; Mytilidae. The transcript has 4 exons. Bases 94 to 408 code for a protein of 104 amino acids.
CUUUUCUAUUGUAGUAAACAUUAAGCUAUGAUUGGAGUAAGCUUAUAAAGAGUGGUGCUAACUUGUCCAGAAGGGUUUACACUUUGUCAUAGUAUGACUGGUCAAUGUUACCAUACAACUGAUAAAUGUGAUAAGUUACAAUGGUGUAAAUAUGGCCUAGCAGACUAUAUAGCUGUUUGUCAAGGUCCCGUUGAUGAAGGCUUUCAGAAAUGCAAAGAUGGCUACCAUUGGUAUCCAAUAAAACAAGCAUGUAAUUAUCAUAACUGGUGCACAGACAAAACCGAUGAAGACCCUGACAUGUGUAAAGCGUUUCUUUGUCCAGAAGGAACAGUAAAGUGUAACGACGGAAGACAUUGCGGAGUAAACCAGUCGAGAUGUGAUUAUGCUAAGGAGAUGGCAAAUAAAUAAAUUUGGUGUGAC